CGGACUUUUGGGCGGACGACGAGGUACCGCAGCCCGCUAGUUUGAGAGGAGGAGGAGGAGGAGGAGAGGUCGUCGCGGUGCUAAGUGGACAUCAGCGCGCCCUGUUGUUGUUGUCGUCGUCGUCGUCAGCCAGCCGCCCUCCUCCGACAUCUCGUCCCUCCAGCUUGUUGCACUUGACGGUCUUCAUGGGGGGGAAGCAUCAGAGACGAGCGUGGCGGUGCAUGAGGGGAAAGGAAGACGUGUGCGAGCAGGAAAAGAAGAAGCGUGUUGCCUCCUCACGCUCACGCUCACACUCACGCUCACGUUGUGGGAUUUCUUUGCAUGUGCGCCGUGUAGUAGCUGUCAGCCGUGCGCAUGCGCAGUGGCGGCUGGCGGCAAUAAAAACAACACGCAAGCACGACCCUCCAUCCUUUUAUUUUUACAUUUUCAUUUUGAAUAUUAGGGAAGCAGACAUCAAUGACGUGUAACUAUGACGUAGCCAGUAAAUAUAAAGAUAACCUGAAGAAAUGUCUGCCCUUGCCCGUCAACGUUACUGAGCAAAUACUUUUAAUUUGGGCACAACAUCUUUGGUGAUUCACGAAAACGACGUUCCACGUGACGGCCCCAUCUUUGUGCAGAAGGCCACAUCAACGCCAAAGAUGCCUGCUAGCUACCUUCUGGCAAAGGAGGAGAAGUACAGGCUGCUAAAUGCAAAGCUGGAGGCUAAAACAGCAACUCUGGCAAUGCGAGAAGAUCAACUCAAGAAAGAACGUGAAGAAUUUUUAUCAAAAACCUCAGUCACGCCCCCACUUAAGGAUUUGGAGGAUGAACCAGCCGCAAGCAAAACCAAGGAUCGACUCACACCUGUGCAGAGGCCUCGUGAGAAGGCGGAGGCCAAAAAAGGGGUGAGGCCAGCAUCACAAGGAAGAACAGCAGUUUUUGGAGACGGUUCAGGAGCUGCAGCAGAUCCUGUGGAGUCCUUCCUGGCAAAGACCAUACAAAACAUGGAAGACAAGAUGAAUCGUGACAAUGAUGUGUUCAAUGAUGGCGACAACGAAGGCAAGGGUGUUUCAUCUGCACAAAUACAUGCUCUGAUGGCCAACAUAAAAAUUAUGCAAGGGGAAAUGGAUCAGCUUAUGACUGAAAGACAAAAUAAGGAAGAUGAAAAUGUCAAGCUGAAUACAAAAGUCAGGCAGCUGGAGGAGGAUCGGGUCAAGCUGCAGAGGAGCGUCAACAUCCAGCAGACAAAGAUUGACAAGCUGAAAGCGUCAGAGAACGAGGCCGUCAUCAAAUGUGACAGCCUUCAGCUGCAAGUGUCUGCUUUGCAAAAGGAAAUUGAGAAGUUGAAUAAAUCCACCAAACAAGGUGCAACCGUCCACAACACUGUGGAGCUUCGUCUCAGCAGAGCACUGGAGGAGGUGGAGCGCUUAAAGGCAGAGCUCAACAAAACUAAACAGAUGAACAAGGACAAGACAAACGAGGAGCAUCAGAACCGUGAAAAUCUACUAGCAGAAAACAAACUGCUAAAAAGGCAGAAAACAGAGCUCAUCAUCGGAUUAAAGAAACAAUUCAAGCUGAUUGAUGUUCUCAAAAGACAAAAGAUGCAUCUGGAAGCUGCCAAGCUGCUGUCCUUCACAGAGGAGGAGUUCAUGAAAGCCUUGGAUUGGGGAAAGACCUAAAUACUUGUGGACUGUUUCCAUUUUGGUGUAAUACGCUGGCCUCAUAAUAAAGGAGUGUGUGACACUGCAAUAGUCUUAUAUGUUUUAGUUGGCAGCAUCUCUAAACCGCCAUCUUUUUCAGCCUUCUAGACUGCCCAACACAUUUUACAUAUUUACUUAUUUCUUUUGUCUAUUUUAGUAAAAACAGAAUGAAAACAAUUUGAUAAUAACUUUAAUAAUAACUAUUCGUAUAAGAUAUUUUGGUCCCCCACAUAAAAAAUGUUGUUUUAAAGAUUCUGCAACAUUCCGAGGAUACUGGAAUUAAGAAUUGCUAGUUGAAUAAUGCUUGUUUUAAAGCUAAAAUACUUAUUUCUAUCUGAAAAGUCUUGCUAAUUUCUAUACAAAUAUUAAUUUAGAAUGUCUUAUCAAGUGAAAUUAUCUGUCCAUGCAGCUAGUUAAUUUCACAAGGUUUUAGUAUUUUUUUCCCCUAAAAUGUAGUCUUUUUAAUGUUGUAUUUUUAAAGCUCUUUUUUGCAGUAUGUCCUGAUCAAUAAAUCUCAUCAUUACAAAAUGUUUUUUGACUGGCACUAGAUUAUUUUUAACAAUAUUUUUAUUACUGUGGCUGUAUAGAUUGCAAUUGCACGACAAUUCUAGCUUUCCUGUAGGAUGGCAUCAGGUAAUACAUGUGUACCCUGAGUUGGUCAUGAAAGGAUUGCCAUCAUUCAGCCAUAAGAAGU
Messenger RNA from Entelurus aequoreus (snake pipefish), 2373 nucleotides. RefSeq names its product testis expressed 9 (gene tex9). The transcript has 12 exons. The record is from RefSeq and is a predicted model, not a curated record. Bases 639 to 1658 code for a protein of 339 amino acids. NCBI's taxonomy places the organism in Eukaryota, Metazoa, Chordata, Actinopteri, Syngnathiformes, Syngnathidae.